AUGUCGCUACCAUUUUUCGGAAACCUGUUCUCGAUUCCACCUGGCCUGGACCACUUGGCGUACUUGAAGCUCGGACGGCAGCUUAAGAGUGACAUUUUUUACAUGAAUAUGAUGGGACAGCCAGUCGUGGUACUCAAUAAAGCACAAGCUGCUACCGAUCUAUUGGAAAAGCGUUCAGCUAUAUACUCGGAUCGUAUUGGCUCAGCAAUGGUUGACCAUCCUGCAUUGCUCGAUUGGGCAAAUUUUGCAGGCAUGCUGCCGUAUUCUGAUCUCUGGCGCCGCCAGCGCCGAAGAAUCAAUAAUUGGCUUAACCCACGUGCUGUUCGUCAGUUUGACAACCUGCAAGAAGAUGUAGUCAAGCAACUUCUCGGUCGCUUACUAAAAGUAUCUCAAAACCCUGAGCCUUUUGAAGAAAUCAAGAAGCAAUUCUUUUUUGCAAUGGGGUCCGCUACAUUUCGGUUAGCCUACGGGUAUCACCUGAAAGACGAUAAGGACCCGUUCUUCUUGAAUGCUGUUCAAGCAUCUCACCGUAUUUUCAACGCUACAAUGCCGAACAACUUCCUGGUUAAUGUAUUUCCAGCGCUUGCUUACAUCCCCGAUUGGCUUCCCGGCGCCGGGUGGAAGAGAACUGCGAAGGAGUGGAGGGAGCACAAAAAUCACACCGUUACUGCUCCCUACGAGUGGACAAAGCAAGAGGUGGCGUCAGGAAAUUUCGAGCCUUCGGUGCUUAGUGCAUUGCUUCAGGACUAUGACACAGACCAGGAUCUAUCUGGGAUGGAACGAGAUGAAGAAUUAAAAGAAUUAGCCUAUAUUCUUUUUGUUGGUGGAACAGAUACGUCAUCAACAGCUCUUCUGAACUUUGUCGCCGCCAUGGUUGUCAAUCCUGAGGUACAAGCUAAAGCCCAGGCAGAAAUCGAUUCUAUACUGGGCUAUGCAUCUCGAUUACCAACUAUGGUCGACGAGGUUCACAUGCCUUACGUUCGUGUUUUGAUUCAAGAGGUCUUGCGCUGGCAUCCCGUAACACCAACAGGAGGAACUCCACACGCAUGUUAUCAGGAUGAUGUUUAUCAAGGAUAUGACAUUCAGAAAGGGACGAUGAUUUUUAUCACCAGAGUGGCAAAUACCUGGGCAGUGAGCCGGGACGAGAAUGUGUACAAAGAUCCAGAGGCUUUUGAUCCCGAAAGAUUUUGA
This is a messenger RNA of Rhizoctonia solani, 1191 nucleotides long. Its product is annotated as cytochrome P450 family protein. The record is from RefSeq and is a predicted model, not a curated record. Gene Ontology annotation, molecular function: iron ion binding; oxidoreductase activity, acting on paired donors, with incorporation or reduction of molecular oxygen; monooxygenase activity. The transcript is spliced from 11 exons. Lineage: Eukaryota; Fungi; Basidiomycota; Agaricomycetes; Cantharellales; Ceratobasidiaceae. Bases 1 to 1191 code for a protein of 396 amino acids.